AAUCAACUAAACAACAAUCAGAUGAGGCUUAAUUGAGAUCAAUCGGUGUGGAAUCGUGUUUGCGUCACCAUUCAUGUAACACAGUUAGGAAUUAACUGAUACACCAGAAUCAUCUUUCUUUUUUCUUUCCAUUAUUUACCUCAUCAUCUUCAUCAUCUUCAUCCUCAUCUUCAUCUUCAUCAUCUUGUCAAACCUGUUUAGUUACAAUAAUAAACAACCCAAAUCAAAGUCUCGACAACAUUUCACUUACUAUUAUUGUAACUUUUUGAUAUUUUUAAACAUAAUCAACAUUUUGUUUUGUAUUUUUGUUAUUCCACCACCAUUGCCAUCGCCAUCGCCAUCUUGCCAAUCAACAAUUAAUUUCAACAAUUGGUUAAAUUGUUAAUUCUCUUGAUUGUGAUUCUCUUCAAUUUUUUUUCCAAUAUUUUCCAUUUAUAUUUCAAAUCGAUUGUUUCUCAAAAUUUCAUGUUCGGAUUGACGUUUGCAACGUAACCCUUUUCGUGUCUUUAUUGUUCACUCACCUGAGCCAAUAUACGGAUUAUUAAAUUAUGCUCUAAAUUUAGCCGAUCAUUAGUUACCAUCGUUACAUCAAUUUAUCCCUACAAUUUGGUUCAUCUUUAUCAUCGGCUCACCAUUUAAUCAGCUAUUUAGAUCAUCAUGUCCGCCGUUUUAUCAAAAUUACGGGAAUUCAGUGACACUCACGCGAUUCCUCAUCAUCAAUUCACUCGAGUCGCUUCUGGAUUAGUGUUCGCUUUGUAUUUUUACAAAUUCGGUACUCCAGUGGUCGUUAAGAUAAUCUCGUCGUGUCAGGAUAAGGCCACUUCGAUCCAGGAAAAGAUCACCGGACUCGAUAGUUUCAAUGAUAAAGGAGAGCCCGUUAAAGAUCAAGAUUUACUUAAUUCAAUUAGCACUCGAUCGGCCAGUAAAUCAAAUUGCAAUUCAUCUAAGCCCACAGAGGAUUAUACUAAUUUUGGCAUUCGCGAUGGUACAAUUAUGGACUUUGUUAUCGACACAAUUGUUAAAAGUUUAAGACAGUUUCAAACUCUAACUGGAUUUAAUGUUACAUUUAUCAUACAAUUAGUUAAAUUAAUUCGUAUCAUGGUUCCCGGUAUAAGAACCGUUGAAGUGGCCUUACUUUUACUUCACACAAUGUCUCUGGUCUCCCGAAUUUUGUCUAUUUUUGUGGCCAAUUUGGAAGGUCAAGUGGUCAAGUACAUCGUUCGUCGGGAUGUUGUCAAUUUCGCAUCAAUGUUGACCAAAUGGCUUUUAAUCGCUGUCCCCGCGACAUUUAUCAAUAGUUCAAUUCGUUUUCUGGAAAAUCAACUUGCUCUCGCUUUUCGUACUCGUUUAGUUCGUUAUGGUUAUGAAUUGUACUUUAAGAAUCAAACAUAUUACGCUGUCUCUAAUUUGGAUGGUCGACUCGAAAAUCCAGAUCACUGUUUAACCGACGAUAUAAUUAGUUUCAGUCAACAUUGUGCUCACCUUUACUCGAGUGUCACCAAACCGUUACUUGACCUAUUCCUGAUAACUUAUACUCUGCUUAAAAUGUCACGACAAAUGGGCUCAUAUGGUCGAUAUGGAGGUUAUGGUCAGUUAAUGAAUGCAGUGGCCAUCAUAUCAACCCACGGAAUAUUAAGGUGGAUCUCACCUAAAUUUGGGUCUCUUGUGUCGGAGGAAGCCCGGAGAAAAGGUUUCCUCCGUUCGGUCCAUGCAAGAGUGAUUUCCAAUGCCGAAGAGAUCGCUUUUUAUGGUGGACAUCAGAUCGAGCUGAAUGUUGUCCAAAGAGCUUACAAAGCUUUAGCCCAGCAAAUGAAUGUGAUAUAUAAUCAAAGACUUUGGUACAUUAUGUUUGAACAAUUUUUGAUGAAAUACGUUUGGAGUGCCCUUGGAAUGGUCAACAUUGCGAUACCUGUGAUGACCGGAAAGGGAAGCUCAUAUAGUCAAGAGAAUGGUGUUCAAUCAACCUCAGAGAGCACAAGUUAUGAUAUUCAAGAGGAUAUUAGUGAGAGAACCCAAUAUAUGACCACAGCGAAAAAUAUUCUAAUCGCCGGCGGUGAUGCCGCUGAAAGAUUAAUGUCUUCAUAUAAAGAACUAAUUGAGUUAACUGGAUAUACCAAACGUGUGGCCAGAAUGUUUACCGUUUUCGAAGAGGUCAGUCAGGGGAAGUAUAAAAAGGCCGGAACUGAAUCGUCAAAGAGACGAGGGGCUCUUCCUCCGGACGUUUGUUUCACCGCCGAGGGAAUUUUAGCUCAAAAAGGACAAGUGAUCGUUGUCGAAGAUUUUAUCGAACUCGUUGAUGUACCUGUCAUCACUCCGAAUUACGAUGUUAUUGUUCCCAAAUUGUCAUUCAAGAUGACUCGAGAUAUGCAUCUAUUGAUUACUGGACCAAAUGGAUGUGGUAAAAGUUCAUUAUUCCGUAUACUUGCCGGUCUUUGGCCAAUAUUUGGUGGUAAAUUGUAUCGACCCUCGACCAAGGAAAUGUUUUAUAUUCCUCAGCGUCCAUACAUGUCACUUGGUACUCUUCGUGAUCAGGUCAUUUAUCCCGAUUGCGCUCAAGAAAUGUUACAAAAAGGGAUCACUGAUUUAGAUUUAGAAAAGAUUUUAAAUCAAGUUCAUCUCGAUUACUUAAUACGAAAAGAUGAAGGUUGGGAUCGAAGAGCAGAUUGGAAAGAUACUCUAUCUGGUGGGGAGAAACAACGAAUCGGAGUCGCAAGAUUAUUUUAUCACAGACCCAAAUUUGCUCUGUUAGACGAAUGUACCAGCGCUGUUUCCAUUGACGUCGAAAGUAAAAUGUACCAAUUAACUAAAGAUUACGGAAUUAAUUUAAUCACAAUUACCCAUCGACCUUCACUCUGGAAAUUUCAUACUCAUCUAUUGCAAUUUGACGGACUUGGUGGAUGGCGAUUAGAACCAUUGGACACCAAUACUCGAUUGUCUUUACGAGAUGAGAAACAAAAGCUCGAAGAGCAACUGGACGGUGUCCCUAAAAUUCAACGGCGAUUAGUUGAACUUUGCUCGAUUCUUGGUGAAAAUUCUGAUGUUCUAACUCGAGAUAAAAGUACCACUUCAGGUUCAACCGAUGAGGAGGGAAGAUCUGAAUCACCUAAAUCCGAUGAGAUGAACGAUCUAUCUGAUUUUCAAUCACAGAAUGAAAGUGAUUGAAUUGAUGAACGAAACUUGAUUAGAAUCAAGAUCAAUGAGAAGACAAUUAAAGUUCGAGGUGAACAUGUUAAUCUUUGCUUGGAUAAAAUUGAAGCUCAUUACCAAAAAAUGAUCACAAAAGAUUUGGACUCUAAUUAAUCCGAUUGAUGUUGCAAUGAUUGUUGUCACCAAAACAAUUAGCAACAAUUAACCAGCAAUUACUGUGAUACAAGAAAAAUAGGAUUUUACUUUUUCUCAACUUAUACUUUCCAAUUAUAUAAUCAGUAGAUCAACAAUUAAGCAACUUGAUGAGAUCCGAAAAAUUUAAAUCAACAAUUUUUUUCCAUGUUGAUAUAUUCUGAUUGUGAUUGAUUGUAACAAUUUAUUUUCUCCAGAUUCUUUUUUUUUAAUUUUAAAUCAAACAAACAAUUUAAAAUCAUCAAUUGUUUUUAUAUAUAAAUAUGAAACAACCAAAUGACCUAAUCCUUUCAAGAUAAUCCCAAUUUUAUAUUAUAUUUCCUACCUCUUUGUAAUUAAAAUCAAAUUAAACAAUUUUCGCGGUAAAAAUGACCAAAAAUUAUGUAAUCAACUGAUUGUAGAGUAGUAAUUAAAUCAACAUCAAGAGUAAA
Panonychus citri (citrus red mite) is the source of this 3770-nucleotide messenger RNA. It is a transcript of the gene ABCD, whose product is annotated as ATP-binding cassette sub-family D member 2-like. NCBI's taxonomy places the organism in Eukaryota, Metazoa, Arthropoda, Arachnida, Trombidiformes, Tetranychidae. Gene Ontology annotation, molecular function: ATP hydrolysis activity; ABC-type transporter activity; long-chain fatty acid transmembrane transporter activity. Gene Ontology annotation, cellular component: peroxisomal membrane. Gene Ontology annotation, biological process: fatty acid beta-oxidation; very long-chain fatty acid catabolic process; peroxisome organization. The record is from RefSeq and is a predicted model, not a curated record.